GGUGAUCUUAAACCCCUUUCCUAGUUAGUUUUCAUCCAGUUCAGUGAUCCGAGCUGGCUUAUAAGGGGUCAAGUGUGUGCACGCGGAUGGUGGGAGGAGAAUGUCUUUGACAGUAAGUUAUAUUGGGCUUGAACUCUCUCUGGAAGUGUUACCAGCAGUCACACUGCAGCUGUUUGCAAGCCUUUACUGUAAACUGAGUCAGUGGGGAGAACUGCUGCUGUGCCCAGUUUGCAGUGUGGCUGUAGAUCUGCCUGCAUGCUGAGAGUACAAGGAACUGCAGUGCGGAUCUGGAAACAAACAGAGAGGAAACAAGGGCGGAAACUUCUUAAACCAGCUUUGAGAGCUGAGCUUGGCUGGAGAACUACACCCUCUGUGUUAAAGGAGAAAGCUAUGUAGGUCUUCUCAAGUUCUUGAAGUUGGAUGUUUGGUUGCUAACCGGCUUGAAACUUGUGCUCCGUCUUGCAGAAUCCUCCAACGGGAGACAUUCACAUACCCUGAAGUUCCCUACCUUAGAAGAAGGGGACCUGAUGUGCAAGAUUGGUACAAGAUGAUGAUGUAACAUAGCUCAUACUGAAGGUCUCCCGAGAAGAACUGGCUUUGUAAGGGACUUCUCCUUUAUUUUUUUUUUUUUUAACACAACUCCCCCUCUAUCUAGAAGCAAGAUGCCAGCCAAGACACCCAUCUACUUGAAAGCCGCUAACAAUAAGAAAGGGAAGAAAUUCAAACUAAGGGAUAUCUUGUCUCCUGAUAUGAUCAGUCCACCACUUGGAGAUUUUCGUCACACCAUACAUAUUGGAAAAGAGGGACAACAUGAUGUUUUUGGAGACAUCUCCUUUUUGCAGGGAAACUAUGAAUUAUUGCCUGGAAAUGAAGGAGAAACUAGAGUUAGCCAAUCUGGUGGCCACAGUGAAUUCUUAAGGGCAAACAGCACUUCUGAAUCCAUGUUCACAGAAACUCCAUCACCAGUGCUCAAAAAUGCUAUUUCCCUUCCUGCCAUUGGGGGUUCUCAAGCUCUUAUGUUACCUUUAUUGUCACCAGUGACGUUUAAUUCAAAGCAAGAAUCCGUCAGGUCAUCAAGAAACCCACGGCUUAGCUGUGAGCCAGUAAUUGAGGAGAAGUUGCAGGAGAAAAGUAAACAGACGGGGAAUGGAGAAACAUACAAAGAUGAUGUAUGGGAACAAAAUGGUUCUUCAUCGCAUUUUAUUAAUGGUAGAGACAGUAACUCAUCCAGCUUUUCUGAACGAUGCACUGAUUGGCAAACAGUUGAUUUGCUUGAAGAUAGCCGACUUCCAUGUGAACUAACCAAGACAAAGUCAGAAGAAUCCCUUUCAGAUCUUGCAGGCUCUCUUCUCUCAUUACAACUUGACUUGGGACCUUCACUUUUGGAUGAGGUCCUCAAUGUAAUGGACAAGAAUAAAUCUUAGAGCUGGUACUCCUUGCUUUCUUAUAAGUGAUUCACUUAAAUAAAAAUAAACAAAUGCAGUUCAAGAGAAGAGACACUUAAAAAUCAGCUGUAUUUGCAGCUGUUUGACGGGUUUUCUAAAAAUAUUCAUAAAGUACUAUUUUUUUACCUAUUGUUUUUCAUAAUUUUUAUGACACUAAAUUCUCAUAGCAAGAAGGUAAAUUUUAAUAACAGUUUUCAGCAAGUAUAAAAUGUUUUUAAGUACCAGUAUAAUGAUCAGAAACUUCAGAAACAGAAUUUGAGGAUGAUAUUGAUCGUGACAUUUGGUUAGUUCACUUCCAUGGGCUUCUGAACAUAUGAGACUCUGUAAGUGUCAGAAAGGAGAUUGGUAUUAACUAUUCACUGUUAUAAAUUAUUGCAACAUCACUUUACAUGUAGGCCUCUUUCAAAAACCUUGUGCUUGGAGUCUUGGUUGUGUUCUUCAUUUUUCCGUAGUAUCGUUUCUGUUAUACCUUCACAGUAACUAUUUCUGCAGUCUUAUACUGCUCUGUAUCCAGAUGUAAACAGUUGAAGGCUUUUUCAGCUUCAGAGUAUCAACUGUUCUGAGUAUGCACGAAUUUUCACAGUUUGAGGCUUUGGGCCUGAUGUUGUAUAUGAAAUGAUGUGUUGUAAACAGGUGACACAUGCAAAAUAUGAUGGUUAAAUUAUUUUAGAAGUUGAAAUAUAUUUUUGUGUGUAUCUUGGCUUUUUAUCGUGGAGCCUACACAUACAGUAUCUCAUCAAAAUAAUUGCUUGACAUUAUUGGUGCUCUUCUGAAAAUUGUAUAUUUGUGUGUUUGAAAACAAAUAUGUAUUGAUACUCCUUGCUUUUUUUCUUCAUUUAUUGCCACACAUGCUUAAACUUGCAACCAAAAACUUUGAUUUUUCAAGAAGGCACUGGUUAUUCACAAUGCUUGUGAUGUGUGCUGCAACAGGCAAUGUUUUGGGAAACGUGGAUCCUUUAAUACAGUAUCUACAUGGAUUGCAUAGAUAUCUUGUGCAAUACAAUAAAACAAAUUAAAUUACUA
Messenger RNA from Lagopus muta (rock ptarmigan), 2468 nucleotides. RefSeq names its product CDC42 effector protein 3 (gene CDC42EP3). The coding region runs from base 663 to 1424 and encodes 253 amino acids. The transcript has 2 exons. Lineage: Eukaryota; Metazoa; Chordata; Aves; Galliformes; Phasianidae. The record is from RefSeq and is a predicted model, not a curated record.